This is a messenger RNA of Morus notabilis, 1105 nucleotides long. Its product is annotated as GDSL esterase/lipase 3. The transcript is spliced from 6 exons. The coding region runs from base 1 to 1008 and encodes 335 amino acids. The record is from RefSeq and is a predicted model, not a curated record. Lineage: Eukaryota; Viridiplantae; Streptophyta; Magnoliopsida; Rosales; Moraceae. Gene Ontology annotation, molecular function: hydrolase activity, acting on ester bonds.
AUGUAUCCGCAGGCUGUUUAUAUGAUCAUCCUCACCACCGUCAUCUUCUGCGCCGCCCACUUCAAGCCACUGGAAAAACACGUGGCGCUCUUCGUGUUUGUUGACUCAUUGUAUGAUCCGGUAAACAACAACUACAUUAACACCAUCACCGAGUACCAAAGAGACGUCUUAUGUUUGAUUCCACCGUAUUUAAAGCCCGGAGUUCACAACAAUGAAUGUGGGGUGAACUUUGCUUCUGCCGGUGCUCUUGUUCAAAGUCAUCAAGGUUUUGUGGUAGACCUUGACACUCAACUGAGUUAUUUCAAGAAAGUGGAAAAGCAGAUAAGGAGCAAACUUGGUGUCCGAGAAGCUAAGGAAUUGAUAUCUUCAGCUGUUUACUUAUUCAAUGUGGGAGGCAAUGAUUAUCUUUCCCCUUUCACGUUUAACUCCAGUUUAUAUGACAAAUGUUCUAAGAAAGAAUACGUCGGCAUGGUGCUUGGCAAAUUGACCCAGUUAUCUAAGUUGAUGGGUGAUCAGGAAAUAUACAAAAUUGGAGGAAGAAAAUUUGGGUUUGGGAGUUUGCUACCUUUGGGUUGUCUUCCAGGGACUAAAAUUCUUGAACAAGGAAAUAAAGGUUCCUGCUUUGAAGAAGUUACUUCGCUGAUGAAACUGCACAACAGAGAACUUCCUAAAGCGCUUCAAGCAAUACAGAGUCAGCUCAAAGGUUUCAUAUAUUCAAAGCACGAUUUGUACGCUUCUUUUAGUAGAAGAUCGGAGAACCCCUCAAAAUACGGUUUUAAGGAAGCAGACCUAGGAUGUUGUGGGAGCGGUCUUUACAGAGGAGUUUAUAGCUGUGGAGGGAAAAGAGGAGUGAAAGAAUUUGAGUUGUGUGAUGAUGUGAAUGAUUACUUCUUCUUUGACUCUUAUCAUCCGACCGAGAAAGCCUACAAGCAAUUUGCGAAGCUAAUGUGGAGUGGUAAUUCUGAUAUCACAGAGCCAUUCAAUCUCAAAGCAUUGUUUGAACUUUAGAAAAGUCACGUAGAUUUGAUCUUGUCAGCAAUAGCCAAUAUGUAUGUUAUGAGUGAAAAGACCCAUCAUGCUGAUGCAUAAAAAGGAAAAAAUAAAU